This is a messenger RNA of Schistosoma spindalis, 543 nucleotides long. The record is from the annotation of a GenBank genome assembly. NCBI's taxonomy places the organism in Eukaryota, Metazoa, Platyhelminthes, Trematoda, Strigeidida, Schistosomatidae.
UAACAUUACCGGGUCAGUUGGUCGAUCAAGAAUCAAUAAUGUCAAAUGAUCCAAAUGGUUUCGCAAGCCGACUAUUACAAACGAUGCAACGCAUUAGAGCGAUACCUCCGCGUGAACAUAACAACCGCAUACAACUUGAUAAACAUCUAGAGGCCUGUAAAUUCGUUUUUGUUCGAGUCGACGCAGUGAGAAAACCAUUGAAACAACCGUACGAAGGACCUUACAAAGUAAUUAAACGAACAAACAAACAUUUCAUCAUCAAUAAAAAUGGAAGGAAUGAGACAAUUUCCAUAGACCGAAUAAAACCGGCUUUCUACGAAAUUCUUCAAGACGCGGAAGACAAUACUACGAACGAAUCACCACUCCCAUCUAUCGCUAAGAAACAAGAGGAAAAACAAAAACUUAACAGUACCCCCUCUUGUUUAACACGUUCUGGGAGACUUGUAAAAAAACCGAAACGUUAUGUACAUUUCGCCGUAUAAAAAAAAAAACUACAACCAAUCAAAACAAACAAUCAUCAAGGACCGACAAUAUCAAUCCUAC